AUGCAUUUACUCGCGAUGAAAUCCUUCUUCAUUUUUUCUUUGGUUUGCCUAUCAUUCGUCGAUGCUUCGAUGUCGACAAUUCGAAUCAAGGAUGGAGAAAAAUUCGUGUACGAGGAUGCUGCGGGUGCAAGUGGAAUCCAGCGUGAUGUGCCAAUGGGACACCAGAUAUUGCUUUUCAACGACACAUCUAAAUUUGUUAAGAAUAACGGUGGAAUGUGUGCCGACGAUUAUGAGAUCCUGCCCAACAAGACUUUCAUUAUUCACAAAAUCGAUAAAAUCGACGCUGGAUAUUACCAGCCGUAUCCAAACGGAAUCAUCUGGAAUGAGCGAGGAGAAGGAAAAUUAGGUCCCACGACGAAAGUUGAAGUAUAUUAA
Messenger RNA from Caenorhabditis bovis, 375 nucleotides. NCBI's taxonomy places the organism in Eukaryota, Metazoa, Nematoda, Chromadorea, Rhabditida, Rhabditidae. The record is from the annotation of a GenBank genome assembly.